AUGGAUCUUGAAUUGGUAAAAAGUGGGUUGAAUUUCUCCAAGAAAAAGAAGUGGCUAGUUUUACUUGCCGUAUUUGGUUUUUCGAGUUUUGGUGCGUAUAAAGUGUAUAACUUGCCGUCUGUGGUAAGGAAGAGGAAGAGGGUUGUAAAGCUCUUGGGAACCCUAGUUUCUGUAGCCGAGAUGGUUUCUGAUUCCGCGGAGACAGUUAGUGUUGUCUCCAAGGAUUUAAAGGAGUUUUUGCAAUCAGAUUCAGACAAAAUUCCCAAUAGUUUGAAGCAAUUAUCGAAAAUUGCUCGAUCUGAUGAGUUAUCCAAGUCGUUGAUUGGGGUUUCCGAGGCUAUGGUGGCUGGGGUUUUAAGAGGUUAUAGGUCAGAGACAAGAAACGAAACUGAUGAAGUGGGGAAUUCAAGUUUUCCUGACCGGGUUAUGGAUAAACUGAUGUCCAGGGCAGGGACUGGGUUUAUUUCGGUGGUGGUUGGUAGUUUUGCGAGAAACUUGGUAUUGGGUUUUUAUUCAAGUGAUCAAUCACACGAAGGUUUGUAUGGAAACAACAGUUCGGGUGUGUCCUAUGUUGGAUCAAAUUUGUCGAAUUUGCCUGACUGGGUAGAUGUGGUCUGCGAUGACAAAUGCAAAGUUCUUAUGGCCGAUUGCAUUCAGACAUUUGUGAGCACAGCAGUUGCUGUUUAUCUUGACAAAACAAUGAGUAUCAAUGUCUAUGAUGAAAUGUUCACUGGGUUGACUAACCCUAAGCACCACAUGAAAGUGAGAGACAUUCUGGUUUCUCUCUGUAAUGGGGCAGUGGAAACGCUUGUGAAGACCUCUCAUCAAGUGCUGACGAGUUCAAAAUCUGAUUCAGAGUUCAGUUCAAGUUCCUCAUGUUCCAGUGUUGAUCAGAGUGAAGCCCCAAGCGGAAACAAGCUUUUCGAGCAAGAAGCACCUCCAAGAAAAUUGAAAGAGCCAGGCAGACCUAUAGAGAUACAGAAUAGUGGAUGGGUGAGUGGUGUUUCAUCUACCUUGGCUGUCCCAAGCAAUCGGAGGUUCAUGCUAGAUGUGACUGGGAGGGUGACAUUUGAAACUACGAGAUCAGUUCUAGAGUUUUUCAUGUGGAAGCUGUCGUAUGGCUUGAAAAGAAGUUAUAAUGUAGUUCAUGAAGAGAUUGUGGACAGGGGACUGGAAGUUAUCAGAUAUGUUGGUGCUAAAUCUUCUAUUAUUCUAACCAUAUGUCUUGCCCUCCUUUUACACAUCCUUGGCAGCACCCGUGCCAUGUUACCUGCAUAA
Ilex paraguariensis (yerba mate) is the source of this 1278-nucleotide messenger RNA. NCBI's taxonomy places the organism in Eukaryota, Viridiplantae, Streptophyta, Magnoliopsida, Aquifoliales, Aquifoliaceae. The record is from the annotation of a GenBank genome assembly.